ACAGACUGCAUGACAGAGCAAGAGAUCAGUCUGGAAGGAUCUGGGCCCCGGUAGGAGGGACACCGGGAAGUGACUCGGCACCUGGGGCCCAUGACUCAGCAUGGGGGCCAACUAUAUAACAGGAGCCAGGGCCAGAAGCUGGGAGCCAGCAGGAGACACACACCUGGGGGAGGUAAGUACAUGGCAGCAGCCAGCAACUACUAGUGGGUUUAUAUUAUUAUUAUUAUUAUUAUUAUUAUUAACAUUAGAAAAUGUUUAAACAUAAACCAAAACACUGCAUGUUAGGAAAUUCAGGUAUUCAGUAAAAUUAAAUUCAAACAACAGUGACAUAAUGAAUGUAUUUGUAUUUUUUAAAGAUUUGUAGGAGUUUUCUAACUACUUGUGGUCUGGUGUUUAAAUAGGAUGAGAAACUUGUUGAUAAAAUAUAUAUAAUAUUAUUAUUAUUAUUAUUUGGGGAGGGAGAUAUAAUUAUGACAAGGUCUUGUAAACACAUAAAGCUGUAGUCCUAGGUGCAAUAGUAAAUGUGUUGGUUUUUGUGUUCGGAAUGUGAAUGGGAGGUUAAAAUAAAUCCCAGUCCAAUAUUCCAACUAUUAGGGGGGGAACAAGUCCCUACAUGUAAAAUAAAUUAACUUUUAUUAGUAUCUAGAUUACAAGGAACUUGAUAGGGUCUGUAAACAAUUUUUUUUUUUUUUUAUUUUUUUUUUGUGAAUGGAAGGGGUUUCCUGAAUAAUUGGGCAGGUCUAAUGUCCAAUAUCAGUUUUGAUCAUUUUCUAAAUAUUGUCAUUUUCCAGGUAACUAAUCGCUCAGUAGUAACAGAUUGGGUUUGGAACCAUGGAAUUACCUGAUUUAGGAAAGCAUUGCUCGGAAUCUACAUGUAAACGACUGGGUAUGUAAAAUAUUUUUUUUUUUUUUUUGUAGCAGAAUCCAGUAGUUUUUAUCAUUUAAAACUCAUUGUUUUGUACAGUGUCUAAAGGUUAUUGUUUUUACUAAGCAGUGAAAUGUCAUUAGUUGACAGAUGACUUUCAGUCAUAGACCUGUUGGGACAAAACUUUGCGAAAAAUUUUUUUGGCUAAUUUAGAAAAACAGUAUUACCACCAGAGAGAUUUUUUCACUUGUAUCAGAAGGUAUUCAGUGAAAGUUAAUGUCAUGUCCUGAUCCAUGUUUUUUGAAAUGCUGUAGAUUAAUAUAUAAUUUACAUUUUUAUUAGACUUUACAGAUCGUCAAGAUACAAACAUUAGGAGACUGUUUUCAAAUGCAAAUUUCCUAAAAGAGAAAAAUCAAAGUGGUCCCCUGUUUUGUGUGUGUGUGGUUGUUGUUUUUUAGAGAGCUAAAGAAAGUAUUUUCAGACUAUAAGUAGAGAAGGCUACCUGCAUAAGAAACCCAGACAGAGUAGAUGAGGUCAAAAAGCAAGAUAACUAAGGGGAGAUUAGUAAGAGGGGAAAAAAAAUACAUAAACUUCUUGUCUGGGUAUGGCCCCAGUAUGUACUCCCACCUGCUGUAGUAUAAUUUGGAUAACAAGCCUUUCAGAUAUCAUAGACUUCAAUAUCUAAUAAUGUAAAAAUUGAAAGGUGCUCAGAUUUACUGUACUACAGCCUCUGCACAGUUUUUGAUGAUGUAUAAAACUUAAAAAAAGCUACACACGGUACUAUUUAACUGUGUGCUAGACCAUUAAGACGUUAAUUCAAUAAGGACCCAAUUGGGUCCACAUCAGCAAAAUUCAGUUGAAUGAACAUUCCAAACCUCUUCCUGAUUUAAAUUUGUGUCCUAACACAAAGCGGAAGGCAAUGCUUUGAAUAGAGAAGCAUUGUAUUCAAGACUUUUUUUUUUUUCUAAGAAGCAUUACCUGGACAUUACAGCAGAUGUUAAUAAAACUUGCAAUCAAUGUCAGAGCUUUAAUGUCCAAAUGCCCCCAGAAUGGUACCAAAUUAAAUUUCAUAAUCCAGACCAGGGGCAUUUGGACUUGAGUGAAUGAGCCUCUUAGUAUCAAUAACAUCCUGUAUAGCAUUCCAAAAAUACUAGACUCUUGAAAUCCAGUGUGCCCCAGUUUAACUCCAUAUUUGCAUUAUCUACUGUUUUCAGAUUUUCUUCCCUUGGAAUGUGAUGCUUGUGGAGAUGUCUUCUGCAAGGAUCACCUAACCUAUGACCAGCAUAAAUGUUCCUCUGCUUACAAGAAGGUAUGUUCUCUAUGUACCAUGUUCACUUUUCUUUCUAUUACAGAUUAAAUAAAUACUUUCUACUUUGUGGUAUGCUGACCACAAGCAUUGAAAAGGCAGUCAUUGAAAUGGUUUACAUUAUGACAUUAAUAAAAACUUAGUGUUCUUGUCAGUUUUGAAAUUGGAGGACACCAGAAGUGUAGAUGCAAAAUAGUAUACAUUUGUUGCAGUUAACAAUGUUAUGAGAUUAUCAUUGAAUACUGUAUCUAUAUAACAUAACAUUUGAAUUUCAUUUGGACUAAUGCCAACUUUAUAUUUAGCCAAAGUGUCUAUUUUUGUUUUUCAAUGGGGUGAAUUUAAAAGCACUUAUAAAUGAAUACAUAUUCAAGUAAUGAUCAUCCCCUCCAAAUGUUUCAUGUUUGUAGAAAAUCAUCAGGUUCUAGUCCUCAUGAUGUGACAGAUGUUUGUGUAUAGUAAUUAUUUUUGCAGUUGCUCAGCAGGAGGUGUGUAUGUAUGAUUAUAUAUAGCAGUCUUAGAAUUGUUUUUCACUUUUUUAGAAUGUGCAGGUUCCAGUCUGCCCACUGUGUUCUGCUCCAGUCCCCAUAAAACGAGGAGAGAUGCCAGACGUAGCAGUUGGGCGACACAUUGACCGGAAUUGCAACUUUGAUUCUUCAAAUCGUAAAAAGAAGGUAAAAGCUAUGACUGGAUUAUGCGUAAAAUGCAGUUUAAACUGAUUAUUUGAAUCAUUAUGGAAUAGCUGGCAACCACAGACAGUUUCAGCCUCUUCUUAGCCUUGUCAGUCACAUCUUUCCAAUAUGGCCCGUGAGAGGUACAAGAGUUGAAACCGAACAUGCAGAAACUAACAGGGUUAUUUACCAAGGUAAUAAUUGUUAUAAAUGCUAAGUGAAACUCUAAGCACCAAAACAGCUUUAGCUUAAGGAAGCACUUUGGUGUAUAUAUUUUGUACCUGCAGUCUCUGUGCUUAGAUCCCUGCCAUAUAGGAGUUAAAUCACUUUAUAUUUAUGCAGCCCUAGUCACACCCUCCUUGCUGUGACUUCCACAGCCUGCAUGGAACAAUGGUUUAAUUUUCAGUCACAUAUGGCAGCACACUGCAUGUACUUUAGAGGUUCUGAACUUUAAUAAUGCACAGUAGACUCCUGCAGGCUCUUAGCAGAACAGGAGAUAAUAAAUUCUAUAUUAAACACACUGUGCAAUCGAAAGUUUAAACUAUGGAUCUCUCUUAACAGGAAGUGUGUAGGGAGACUGUAGGUCACAUGCAGGCGAGCUGUGACUAGGGCUGCAUGAACAAGUGAUUAAACUCCUAAAUGGCUGAGAAUGAAGAAGUGUGACUGCAAGGAGAUGAUCUAUAUACAAAAAACUAAAUUAAGCCAAACGUGGUCUGGAGCGUAGUGUCCUUUUUAAAGGGAAAAAGUUGACAAACUGUUAAAGUUUGGUCUACAAUGUGUUAUUCACGUUAAAUUCCCCACAAUUCUCACUUCAGUAAAUAACCUUUCUAAUGCUUGAGACAGAGCAGCCAAAUCCACAUCAUAUAAAGUACGGAAUGACCGGGCACACGGGAAAUAUAUGGCUAGGAAAAUGUAUUUACACAAUGAUUAUAUACCAUAACUCCAGACUUAUUGUACCCAGUUGUUUCUUACUUGCCAUGAAUAAGAGAAACUCAUGUAUACAAAAGAAUAAGAAGCAAUAUACAAAGAAAGGUCAAGUGCCUGCACUGCUUUAUCAACCGCAGCAGCCUAAGCAAAAGGAAAAACAAAAACUACUUGUGCCAAGAUCUCACCCUUAACUCAGAAUGUUAAAUCUAAUUCCUUUUAAUUGGGAUUCAGGUUGCUGCAGUACUUUUAGGAAAGUUUUGGUUUAUUGUAGAACAUCAUUUGCUUCUUACUCCUAGAUAUUUACCAACAAAUGCUUGAAACCUGGGUGCAAGAAGAAAGAACUCAUGAAGAUUGAAUGCGACCUGUGUCACAACAACUUCUGCCUUUCUCACAGACAUCCUCUGGACCAUGAUUGCAAAGCCAACAGCCGACCACUGUCCAAAUCUGGGUAAUACAUAUUUAUCAGUUCUCACUCUACUUUAUGAUGGACAAGUGCCUGGGAUUUACUAAUAUGUAUGGAGUUCUUGUGCUAGGAACUGUUUACUAUUUUAGCCCUUUGCCUGACAAAGGUGUGUGUGUAUGAGACUAGUACAUCAAACCAGAGGGAUGGGAAAGCUAGCAGCUUCCCUAGGCAAGGUUGCAAACUUAAAUAAUAAAGGAGCCUCCAAUAGGUAAGCAUUUUGGGGUAUAUGCGGAAAUUUCUAAUCGGUAAUUGCAAAGUGCUUAUUGCCAUCUCCUCAUAAAGAUACAAAGAUUGCAGGAUCACAAAAGGAAGCGCCUCUAGAUGCUGUAUGAGUUACAACCACUAGAAGUGUUUUAAGCCGUAGUGGUUCUGGUUCUUUGAGUGCCUGUUUAGCCUAUUCUGGUAGAAUAUAGGUAUUUGGUGUAUACAAAAAUGGUUCUUGGUUUGAAUGAGACAUAAUGCCAUAAAUCUGAAAUUUUACUCAUUGUUUCUUUGUAGACAUGCUGCCUUAAACCGAUUCGUAAAUGCUUCUCGGCAAGAUAAACUCACAAUCAACACAACAGAGAGUUACAAACAAUGUAAAAGUGUGAAAUUGCAACAGCAGAGGUAAUUCAUGGGUAAUAUGUACUUUCCAUUUGUGUGUAUGUAAUGUUUUAUUCUCUCUCUCUCCCCCCAUCUUUUUAAACAUUUAUUCCCAUUAAUAUAUUUUAUUUUUUUAUUUUUUUUAGCUCAAAUCUUCCAGCCAGUCAAGCAUCCAAUGUGUCAAAUGUUGAUAUUCAAAAUGGACUGGUAAGUGAAAAGUCUUUUUAAUGUAACUUUAUUUUUGAAACAAAUGAAUUUCACACAUUUUAAUUGUUUAAAUUCUCAUAUACGCACAUUUUAAAUCCCCUUUCUCUGUCAAAUGAGCGAGGUGAUGUAACACGGCCAGUUACAGCUUUUAUAAUGGUAUAUGUGGACAGAAAGUGUUCUGGGCAAAUGUUGUAUUUCUUAAACUGUGUACUUUGUCUUUAAGAGAAUUUGCAAACUGACAAGGUGUUAGAAAUGGAACAUAUUGUUUUUCAUAACUGUUUAAACAAUAACCUCAGUGCAUAAUAUGUUUGCGCCAUUUUUUCGUAGACGAAUUACAAUAAUGCAUAAACAAGUUUCAAGGCUAUGCUACAACUCUUUCAGUACACAAUCUACUGUGGUAACCUUAGUAGAUAUUCAGACUUUAAGAUGCCAUCUUGAACUAAGUCAGGAAAAUUUCCAUGACGUAUACAUCCUUUAGUUAAGGCCAUAACUAAAGUAAAAGCAGUGUUACUUUUUCAUAUAUGAAUUACAGUGAUCCUAAAAUGGAGACACGUAAGGUAUAAAUAGGUGUAAUUUUAAAUGUUAAGAAACAGAGGAGAGACUUGGAGACAGACGCUGCUCCAUCUUAAAAUGACAGAGAGGCUGACAUGAUAUGUUCAGGAGGGUAUGUUUACCUAUUAAUGAUAUUUGCAAGCAUUUAGAUUAAUCGUAUAAACUCUGUUAUAAUGGAUUUUAUGUCUAUAUUUUUAUAUAAUAUCUAAAAAGACAAAACUAUUGCUUCCAAGACAAUCCUUAUUUUAUAUUGUAUUCUCAAUUAUUUAUAUAUGUUAAAUAGAGGAUCUCUUACACUAUAUAAAAUUAUGGCUAAGAUAUCUGUAUGGUUAGCCCUACUAAGUUCAAUGCUUUAAGACAUUAUAGUGGUAAAUAAGGGAACCAGCCGCGGUUAAAAAAGAAACUGACCUUGUAGAGUGGGAAAAAUAGAGAUCAAAUAGUGGGGUAGCUCCCCCUACAGUUAAUAUAAAAUAACACAAAUACGGUGCAAAUACACAAAUCUCAAGUGGUAUAAUUAAGCUCCCACAUUAGGUUCAAAAGUAUAGUGUAACAGGAAGAAUUGAUAAAAAUCCUAAAAGAACCAGGAGAUGGCUAGUGGGAAAAAAUAGAAAAACAAAGGUAAUUAUUGAUAGCUGUAUUCAAUAGUGUAUAGUAUAACUCUUGAAACAAGUAAUAAUAGAAACAUAUAAGUAUUAAAUAGCAGACCCACAAUAGAUAGUCAGGAAAAGUGCUACCACUAACUGGAAAAAAGGGGCAUAUAAACGAAGUGGUGAGUAGAGUGAAACAAAAAAUGUAAUGAGUACAGUCCUGGGACCGAAGUAAAAGGAGGCUGUGGGAAUAUUACAUAUUAUAUCUGGAUAAACACUUAUGUUAUAAGGAAACAUUUCCUUAUAACAUAGGUGUUUAUCCAGAUAAGGAAACGUUUCCUUAUAACGUGGGUGUUUAUCCAGAUAGCUGUUACAUAAUUGCUAAGAGACAUUUGACAGACUGCUCUUAUUCUGAACUAUAUUAUUUGGUAUUUAAUCAUACUUUUAUAUCUCAUCAUUCCAUUAUCUUGAAUAUAUUUGGAUGUAAUAUUCCCACAGCCUCCUUUUUCUUCAGUCCCAGGACUGUACUCAUUACAUUUUUUGUUUCACUCUACUCACCACUUCUUUUAAAUACCCCCUUUUUUACAGUUAGUGGUAGUACUUUUCCUGACUAUCUAUUGUGGGUCUGCUAUUAUUACUUGUUAUAUGAGUUCUACUAUACACUAUUGAAUACAGCUAUCAAUAUUUACCUCUUUUUGCAUUUUUCACUAGCCGUAUCUUGGUACGUUUAGGAUUUUUAUCAAUUCUUCCUGUUACAUAGUUUUUGUGACUGCUUGACAUAAAUUGUGUGUGGCACAAUCCAUCAAAUUACAUACUUGCCUUGCAUUACAAUCACUACAACAGCAUGGUAAGAACACGUAAAAUACAUUAUAGUGAUAUUUACUGUUGCUGAUUAAUAUUUUCUUUCUUUAUCCCUUUGUGUUGCAUAAAGGUGACAUCUGUGCGUUGUUUUACAUGCUACUCUAGCUUGGGAAAAAAAGAAUCCAGCCAUUGGGUUAAACCUCAUAAAACACUUGUUUUUAUGCUGUUGUUCCAAAAUGAGGCGGGGAAACAAACUUUUAAGUGAUUUAAAAUGAACAUAAAAAAAUCCUUGAUUCCAUAAUGGCAAUCUUUGUCCUUGGGUCAACAACCUGCUUUACAUUAAACUUGCCUGUCUGCUUUGCUCGAUUUUGGUUAAUUAAUUACAAAUGGACAGAGAGGAAAAAAAAUUGAGUUUAUGUCCAAAAUUGAAACAUGAGUUCAUAUACUUACCCCUACUAACUGCAUAAAAAUCAGGGCUAUGUGACCGUUUUCAGAUAUCCUAUGUAAUCUAUAAAUAAUGGAUUUGGUUAAAAAUCUAAUUUUAAUUGCAUUUACCAUCAAAGAUCAUUGCAUUUUACAUGCUUUUAAACCAUAUAUCAUUUAUUUUAUUUAGAGUGAAGAUGAUGCUCUUCAGAAGGCCUUGCAGCUGUCUUUACUGGAUGCUGGGAUGCGUGAUGUCCUCACUCUAAGGUAUGAAUCCACUGCAGAUAUAUUUUAAAUUAAGGCGUUAGUAGUACUAAAGAGGGACUUGGAUAUGGGUGACUGUGGAAGAGCUUUUUUUGGGGGUGGGGAAGGGGAACUGUAUCCAUAGACUACUCAAAACACCAUUCCCCAAACAAUGAGUUGCAAUGGUUAUGGUGACUUUGAGCAUUCCUAAAAGAAUAGAUACUGCUCUGGGACUUCUAGCACCAUAACAACUAGAGCGGGCUAUAAUAGUUAUGGUGCUGAGAGUGUUUCUUUAACUUAUGAGCCUGCUGAUCCUGCAACGUCUGUUGUAAUAUUUUUGGUGAAACUUAGGUGUAGUUUUUGCCAUCUCAAAGCUUUGCCAAGUUUUACCCAUAGCUGAUAAUAGGGCAAAAUUUGAAGCUGGGCUCCAGAGAAUAUGAGAAAGUGGUACUAUUCAGAAAGGGUAGUACAUUUUAAAAGAUCUUCUUUUUAUUUUUUUGUACUUAGUCACUUGUCUUCAUAAUGCUCCCUGUGAUGGGUUGUUAGAAACCUUAUAAGAUGCGCGAAGGUCCAUUUUCCUGAGCACCUCAUGGGUAGCAUAUAUCACGACUUAUGACUCAUCCUGUAGAUAUCUAGAAUUGACCUUCCAUUGAAGUGGUAAAGGAUUACUAAGUAGUAAAGGGAUAAUUAAAUUCUAAUUUAUUUUAAAAAAUUUAAACCAGCUUACUUUGCUUCCCUGAUUAAUAAACCAUUUUGGAAUGGCCCUUACAGCCAUCAGAAUCUACUCUGAUAAUACAAUAUUGCAAAUUUAAAAACCAGUUUUGAAUGUUUAGUAAAUUUCUGCCUUACUGAUCAUUUGGAUAGAAGUACAGUAUAUUUUUAUUUUCUUAAUAUAUUUUGUAUUAAAAUUUAUAGCAGUCCUGAGGAAGAUAAUAAUGAACUAACUCAAGCCUUAAAAGCCAGCCUGGAAGAGUACAGAAAUUGUCGAAUGAAGAGUGUGAAAGCCACUGGAAAAUGAAUUGUGAUUCAAAUCUGCAUUAAGGGAUCUAUUCAGCAAAAUAGUGAGAUGUGAUAUUGGACUGCAACUCCUAUUUCUCAGCCAGCUGGUUUCUCCAUCUGCACUGUCCACACAAUAUGCUAUACAGUGAAUGCUUAUUUUUCUAUGCUUAAAGUAAAGUUUACUCUAUUUUUGCUAACAUUUUUGGAUUCUUCUGAAUGAGGUAGACUUUUAAUUUAAUUAUUUUAUUUACUCUGGUUGUUUCUAGUGGACCAUAUUAACUGCUAUUAACAUUUAAAUUUUGUGUAUUCUUAAUCUUGAAUGGACGUGUUCAAUCCAACCUGUAAAUAUUUAAAAUGUGGAUUAAGCGUUUAGGGAUUGAAUAAAGUACCCUAUUUUUAUUAAA
Messenger RNA from Pelobates cultripes (western spadefoot toad), 9027 nucleotides. NCBI's taxonomy places the organism in Eukaryota, Metazoa, Chordata, Amphibia, Anura, Pelobatidae. The record is from the annotation of a GenBank genome assembly.